GGCACACUCAGUGUUAGUUUGAAUUCGGCGCCGAACGGUUUGGCGGGAACGAUUUUUAAAAGUUGCUGUUUGAAGUGGUGCACGUGUUCUAGAAGUUGAAGAUUCGUGUUUUAUUAGAAGAUGAGUUCGGUUGGAUUUCUGCCUGCGGCAGUGAUCGUCGCCGUGGCACUGUUUUGCAUUCAUGCAAACAGCCAAUCAUGCCCGGAAAAAUACGGUCGUUACCCAGUUCCUGACGAGUGUGAUGCCUAUAUUGAAUGCGUUGAAGGCAUCCCCGAGCGCAAGCUCUGCCCCGACGGCCUCCUCUUCAACGACAAGCUGAACCUGUUCUCCUACCCCUGCCAGUACCCCAUCGACGUGGACUGCUCGAGCCGCCCCCGGACCCAACCGGCCAUUCCUUCGGAUGACUGUCCGCACCAGUUCGGCUACUACAAGCUCGGCGACCGGUCCCAGUGCGGCCAGUUUAUGAACUGCGAUAACGGCAAAGGACACGUUCUGGACUGUCCGUACGGGUUGGCCUUCAACUCGGCCACCUACCAGUGCGAUUGGCCCGAUCUAGUGGAGGAUUGCGACGAGGAGGCGUAUUUGGGCUUCCGCUGUCCGCCGCAGGGUGAGCUGAGGGCUCCGAUUCGGUUCUUCCGGGCACCGGACGACUGCCGGAAGUACUUUAUCUGUGUGGACGAUAAGCCAAGGGUUAACCUGUGCGGACCCGAGCAGGCGUUCAACGAGCUGAUCCGAGCAUGCGACGGAGCCGAGAACGUCACCGGAUGUGCCAUUUGAAGGGAUCUAGUAGGCUUGGGGGAGGUGAAAUGUGUACACUUGAAAAUACUCAGAAUUAGACACGUGACUAGACUAGAGAGGUAUAAAUAAUUAGAUUUAUU
This is a messenger RNA of Culex pipiens pallens (northern house mosquito), 878 nucleotides long. Its product is annotated as protein obstructor-E. Gene Ontology annotation, cellular component: extracellular region. Gene Ontology annotation, molecular function: chitin binding. The record is from RefSeq and is a predicted model, not a curated record. The transcript has 3 exons. Bases 121 to 777 code for a protein of 218 amino acids. NCBI's taxonomy places the organism in Eukaryota, Metazoa, Arthropoda, Insecta, Diptera, Culicidae.